AUGAGUGACUCUUCCACCCCUCCUUCGGUGCCGGAGGGGGUGUUCUCCCUGCUUGAUACAGACCUAUACAAACUUACCAUGCAAUGUGCGGUGCUCAAAUACUUCCCCGAUGCUGAACUUGCAAAUAUAUCUCUAACAACUGAGGAAUACGAAUAUCUCAAGUCACAAUGUCCAUACUUUAGCCCUGCUUACCUGUGGUUCUUAUCAUCCUUCCGCUUCAAGCCUGCGGGGCAGCUUCACAUCUCCUUCACCGCUAUAAAUGACACAGGCGCGGAAACAGAUACUGGAGAUAUCAACAUAACAAUAAAUGGCCUGUGGGUGGAGACUAUUCUCUACGAGAUACCCCUCUUGGCACUAGCCAGUGAAGCAUAUUUUAAAUGGUGCGAUCGUGACUGGGAUUAUCGGCACCAGGAAGAGAAGGCAUAUCGAAAGGGCGCCACCCUGCUAGAACAUGGAUGUAUUUUCUCUGAAUUCGGCACGCGGAGGCGAAGGAGUUAUCACACUCACAGUCUGGUUAUGAAGGGCCUCUGUCGCGCUGCAGCUGAUGGCAAGGUGAAAGGAUGGAAAGGUGCGAUGUCUGGCACUAGCAACGUGCAUUUCGCAAUGAAGCACGGUGUUACUCCUGUGGGUACCGUUGCUCAUGAGUGGUAUAUGGGAAUUGCCGCUAUUACGGAUAAUUAUGAGAAUGCCAAUGAAAUUGCUUUGCGAUAUUGGCUUGGAUGUUUUGGGGAAGGGGUCACUUUAACCGAUACAUUUGGCACGCCCGCUUUUCUAGAUGCCUUUCGCAAGCCAAUACCGAACUACACAACAGCAACGCAAGGAGCGGAAGGCACCUUAGCCUCCUUCACGGAGGGCAAUUCUACAACAGGCAACUUAUCCCACAUAGAACCACCAUUCGAGGCGCCUAUCAAAUAUCCCUCCAAUGAGGAACAAAAUGCCUCGAGUACCAGAACAUAUGCUCAGGCAUUCACGGGCGUGCGCCAGGACUCCGGCGACCCAGUCAACUUCGUCAAGAUGGUGCGUGACUUUUACGACAAGGAAGGCAUUAAAGAUAAGAAAACGCUUGUGUUCUCCGACUCGCUGAAUCUGCAGCUGUGUUUGGACUACAAGGUCGUUGCUGAGGAAGCAGGAUUCCAACCUGUCUUUGGUGUCGGGACGUUCCUUACCAAUGAUUUCACACGGCUAUCCGACCACAAGAAAUCCGUGCCGCUAAACAUUGUCAUCAAACUCUCGUCUGCCGGCGGCCGGCCCGCCAUCAAAUUAUCGGACAAUCUAGGUAAGAAUACUGGUGAUACUCGUACUGUCGUUGAGGUUAAGAAGCGUCUUGGGCGAUGA
Molecule: messenger RNA, 1335 nt
Organism: Histoplasma mississippiense
Lineage: Eukaryota; Fungi; Ascomycota; Eurotiomycetes; Onygenales; Ajellomycetaceae
Exons: 5
Coding region: 1-1335 (444 amino acids)
Biological process (GO): NAD+ biosynthetic process
Molecular function (GO): nicotinate phosphoribosyltransferase activity
Source: RefSeq, a predicted model, not a curated record